AUGAUGCAGAGCAUCCAGGUAAACUCACCCAAGAAAGUGGUGCGGAUGCAAGGAGGAAGUGACGAAGAUGAAGAACACGAAAAAGAAGAAUACCUCAUCACAAACCUAACGGAAAGCAAUAAAAAUAUGCCCAGUCUUAUAGUCCGUAUUCCGAGCAACAUGAACAAAUUUUUAAGUAAAGAGGAAGUAAAAAUCAACUUUAAUGAAGAUAUUAAAGUACCUAAUAAAAAGGGGAGCAAAAAGUUGCGCUCCUUUAAGAUGGAGCCAUCUGCAACAGGCAGCUGUGAGCAAGUGAGUGAGAAGACCAUGGAAAAUACCUACGGGAGUCCGGAUGUCAGGGUGGACACUACGUACCAGUCGGACGGGACAGAUGGAGGGGCAACGCCUAGGAAUGGCUUCAUUCGCGAAGGGGCAGACGGUGAAAACGGUCAAAGAGACGAAAACAGCGAAAGCGGCGAUGAUGAAGAGGAAGACCAGGAGGAAGACGAAAUGAGUGAGGAACUCAUCAAGUCAUUCAAACAGAACUACGUGGAGAAGCACCAAACGGACUCCUGUAAUGAAAGCGUUACCUUCCUAAGAGAGCAUACAAAAAAUGAAUUGGAAUAUUUCCUUCAAAAAAGAAAGUUACACUAUUCAUACGAAAUGAAAAUAAAUGACAUUAUCAACAUCGACUAUGAUAAGCUGAACGAGAAAAAUAUCAUCCCGUACUUCUUAACCAACAUGUUCGAUGCAGAACAGAAGAGGAAGAGAGAAAAGUUGAAGCAACUGUUGGAGGCCAAGCGGAAGUGCCUGCUGGAAAGAUCAAAGAGGAGGUAUAACAACCAAAUGGAGAAGGGGGCCGCAGGGUGCCAGAAGGGAAAACCCAAACUCAGCUCCAAGGGGAGCAAACGGACGAAGGGGGAGAAGCUGCACAGCGCGAAGUUGAAAAAGGAGAAGGGUGCAAACGGAAAGGGGGGCCAAAAAGACAACAGCGAUUAUGACGAAAAUGACGACGAGAAUGACAACCAAGAUGACGACGCUGAUGACGAAGACGACGCCGACGGAGAGGACAUCUCGGGCAGGAAGGGACACUCCGAUGGGGGGGACGACACAUACGAGCCUCUCUCAACGCGCGUCAAGCGGAAAAACAAGCCUGGGGCGAAGCUAGUGGGGGUAAAAGACAAAAGGACGCGCACCAAAGAGGGAGACAAGCAGGAGGAUCCAUACCUGGACGACUUCGAUAAAGACGCCGACGUGGACAAUGAUGUGAACAUUUACAACGAUCCGACGCUGUACGGAAUCGAAGGCAGCAGUGACUAUACGGAGGGGCUAAAAAGCGAUUUAGAAAACUCCCAAGAAGAAGAAGCAAAGGAUCAACAACCGAUGGGGAACAUUUCAAAGGAACACAAAAAAAAAAAAAAAAUUGUGAAUAUAAAAGAAGUGGUAAAGCCCAGUUAUAAAAUAAAAUACUUAACCCCCUUUAUUCCCAUUGAGGAAAAUAUUGACAAUUUAGAUCACGUCCAAAAAUUGCAAUACCUGAUUAGGAACCUGCCGCACACACAUAUAAAAGAGAAGAGGUCUCUGUACCACUACAACAUUAAGCAGUUUAUCAAGUGGAAAGUUUACCUAAUGAAUAAUAUAAACAUUUGCCUCUACGGAGUAGGGUCAAAAUAUCACGUGCUGAACCUGUUUAGCAACAUAUGCCUAAAUGACGGCAACAAAUGCAUUGUGUUAGGGUUCGAAGAAGAAAUAGACUUUGAAGAAAUUCUAACACGCAUAUUAGAAUACCACUAUAGGUACAAAACAUCCAAAAAUUUAAAGUCAUUUGAUUUGCUCUACGAAUUAAUCCACAAAGUAAAUGAGAUUAAUUUGCCCCUCUAUUUUGUUAUCCAUAAUAUAGAUAACGUAAAAUUAUACCCCUACUAUGAAUACUUUUCUUUUAUGAGUCAAUAUGAUAAUAUUCACUUCGUUUGUUCCAUUGAUGAUGUUUCCUUUGAGCUUAAUAUGAACUUUAAGAAUAUCAGCUCGAUUAAUUUUCAUUAUGUGAAGUGUCACACGUGGUUAGAUUACCGUCACGAAAUUUUGAGGCAGUGGAAUAAGUUCCUCCCUGAAUGGGUCUUCAACAAAAAGUGCGAAGAGGUAGACGUGAAGAAUAACAUAGAAACUAUAUUAAACGCGCUUAGUAUAAAUCAUAAGAGACUCUUUAAAAUCAUUGCAUCCAUCCAGUUGGAAAAUCUGGAAAAGGGCAUCUACGGGGUGGAGAAAGAGUCCUUGCUCCAGGACAAGCGAAUAUUUACCGUAGGAGCGUCCAGCAUCAGGAUAAAUUCCCUUCUUGUCGAGUUCGUGUCCCACAAUGUUAUCACCGAAACGAGGCUCAGGGAGGGUAACACCCUCCUCAAAAUAAAUGCAGACAAGGAAGAGCUCAAGAGGGUCGCCGAGCAGUUGUGA
Molecule: messenger RNA, 2427 nt
Organism: Plasmodium inui San Antonio 1
Lineage: Eukaryota; Apicomplexa; Aconoidasida; Haemosporida; Plasmodiidae
Product: origin recognition complex subunit 2
Exons: 2
Coding region: 1-2427 (808 amino acids)
Biological process (GO): DNA replication
Cellular component (GO): nuclear origin of replication recognition complex; nucleus
Molecular function (GO): DNA replication origin binding
Source: RefSeq, a predicted model, not a curated record